Molecule: messenger RNA, 1567 nt
Organism: Saccoglossus kowalevskii
Lineage: Eukaryota; Metazoa; Hemichordata; Enteropneusta; Harrimaniidae
Biological process (GO): proteolysis
Molecular function (GO): zinc ion binding; metalloendopeptidase activity
Source: RefSeq, a predicted model, not a curated record
AUUACCGUAUAAGGCGGUGACAGUUGACGGCGUUACUGUUCACCCACCCAUUCAACUAUCCAAUUUUCUGAGCAUUUAUCUGGCUGGAUCUUGGCUGAUUGUGAACACAGGGUACGCAAUGAAAACAUACUGGAACGGAGAUUCGACUGCUGCUGUUGUACUGUCGAAAACUCACCAAAAUUCGGUGUGUGGUCUCUGUGGCAAUUUCAAUGGUAAUCAGAAUGAUGAAUUCAUUGCACCAGCCGGGGAUUUGGCACCAUCUGCUAGCUCAUUUGGCGAGAGUUGGCGGAUUGGGACAAGCUGUCACCAAAGUGCACGUUCAGUGCAUGAUGAGAUUCCACGCGACACAGCCUUAGCAGAGCAAAUUUGUAACGACCUUUUCAACUCUGGUAAUAUAUCGGAUUGUACCCUCGACCCGGCAAUGUUUAGUUCAGCCUGCUUAUUGGAUCUUUCAGCAACACUUCCCAACGACACUACUGGUGGAUGUGCGGUGGUUGCAACGUAUGUUGCUCAGUGCCAAGCGCAAGGAACCAUGGUCGGCGAUUGGCGAACUGGAACAGAGUGCGAAAUACUGUGUCCAGCUGAUUUCGCUUACACGACAUGUGGAUCAGCCUGUCCUCCAACGUGUGAAGACCCUUACCCAGUUGGUUCAUGUACUGAGGAGUGUAUCGAGGGUUGUUUCUGUGAACCUGGUAAAUUAAUUGAUAGUGGGCAAUGCAUUGACCAAGCGGACUGUGGCUGCUACUAUCUGGGAGUAUUGUAUAGGUUUGGUGAAACACAGCCCAAUGAAGUAAUAUGCUCUUGUAACAUCCCCGAUACCGUGUGUGUCGGUUGUCGACAUUUCGAGAUAAACACAGAUGAGGUAACGUGGGCGACUGCGAAAUCCAACUGCGAAAGCCAAGGUGGAAGACUUGCUAUGAUAGACACACAAGUAGUAUUCAACAACAUUCGUAAAUAUAUAUUUGGUAAUCAAAUCGAUGACGAAAUUCGAAAAGGAUUUUGGUUCGGGCUUGAUGAUAUUGACGUUGAAGGUUCGUUUGUCUGGAGUGACGGCACGCCGCUAGGAGAUUUCACAAAAUGGGCAAAACGACAACCAAAUAACAAUGUCAGAUCCGACCCAAAUGGGCAGGACUGUGCUCAGUUAUGGAAAUUGAAAACUUUGAAAUGGGACGAUACUUACUGCAGUCAGAAGAAUGGAUACAUCUGCGAAUAUACUGACCAGUGUAUAUAAGAAUCCGUUUAAAUCGACCGAUCUCUCGGCGUACCUGCAGAUCACUGUGGUGUAAUUUAUUUAUUUGCAUGCUACUUAUGAUGAUUAGUCUGUGACUGAAUAUGUUGUAUACUAGAUACAUACUCGCAUAAAUAUACAUUAUAUUCAAAUUUUCCUUUUGCCCUGUAUUAUGUCUAUCUAUGGUUGCCGAAAGCCAUUACGAAAUCAUUCGGACAUCCGAAAUGAAAUAUUUUCCUUUCUCAGCUGUCUGCAGUCUCUUAAUUACUAUAUUGCAUGAUAUCGCAACGAUGAGAAAUUUUAAUAGUAGAUUAAAAUCACGUAUUAAAAAUUAUGAAA